AUGGACGAGAAAAAUAGAGCGAAAUUCACUUACCCGACCGAUCAACCGGUCGUAGCGUUAGAAGUGAAAUCCUCAUUCGAGAACUUAACGCAGCAAGAAAAGAUGUACGCUCACAACAUGUCGAAAGCCUGUUGGACCGGAGGCCUGAUCACCCUGUUGCAAACCAGCCCGGAAUCCGGACCGAUCUUCGUUAUUCUCCACAAAUUAUUCUACGCCCAAACGCCGGAGGUCUUUCAAAAAAACGCCCUCCAAUUCGGCUUCACCAUACUCGAAAUCAAAUCUCUGUUCGUGUACGCCGGCGCCUUGUUCACCAACAGCGGCAACUACAAGGGAUUCGGGGACUUGAAGUUCAUACCGGAUCUGCCGCAGGAGCGCUUCGAAAAAAUGUUACAGAUGAGCCCCGCUUGGGCUAAGAUAGAGCCGAUUUGGAAGAAGUACAAAGACGCCGUCUAUGACACCAGUUUAGGGAAACUGCGCCUCGACUUGUUCCCCGACGGGGUUACCACUUAUUUCUCCAAGAAUAUCACUUACGAAGACAUCGAAUUGGUGCAGGAAUGGAUGGACGCGCAAGGAAUGGAUUAUUACAAUACGAGGCUCUUCAAAAUUGUAACCAACACAAAGGUGACUUACGAGGUUAUGGUAGCAUCGGAAGAACAAAAAUUCAACGAAGCUAUUCUCGAAACCGGCGAAACGAUUAGAAUUAUUUACGGCGAUUACUCUCCGAUUAUGGCGAAAAUGAUUAAACAUCUGCAGCGAGCGGCGAAAUAUACUCGAAGCGAGCAACAAAACAGGAUACUGGAUAACUACAUUACCUCGUUCAGAACGGGAUCUCUAGAAGCCCACAAGUACGCCUCGAAGCUGUGGGUGCAAGACAAAAGCCCGCCCGUCGAAAGUUACAUGGGUUUCAUAGAAUCCUACAGAGACCCCGUGGGCCUACGAGGCGAAUUCGAGGGUUUCGUGGCCAUCGUCAACAAGGAAAUGACCGUCAAAUUCGCCACGCUCGUCUGUCGCGCCGAGAAACUCAUCAAGCUGUUGCCGUGGAGCAGGGCCUUCGAGAAAGACAGUUUCAACAAGCCCGAUUUCACCUCAUUGGACGUGGUGACGUUCGCCGGUAGCGGCAUACCGGCCGGCAUAAACAUACCGAAUUAUGAGGAUGUCCGGAAAACCGAAGGCUUCAAAAAUGUCUCGUUGGGGAACGUGAUACCCGCCAGUUACCAGCAGACAGUUAUACCGUUUCUCUGCGCCGCUGAAGCGAAUUUGCUGCAGAAACUCCGAAUCCCAGCGUUCGAAUUACAAGUGGGUUUGCACGAGCUGCUCGGGCACGGGUCCGGUAAGAUAUUCAAACGCGAACGGGACGGUUCGUACAAUUUCCCGCCGAAUCUGAUGGAUCCGCUCACCGGGAAACCGUUGGAGACGUUCUACGAUUACAACGAUACCUACGAAUCGAAGUUCGGCGGGCUGAGUUCCACGUACGACGAGUGCAGGGCCGAGGCCGUCGGGUUGUUGUUGAGCCUCGAGCCGGAGGUGUUGAGUAUAUUCGGUUUCGAAGGGGAGAAGGCGUCGGACGUGUCGUACGUGAAUUGGUUGUCUUUGGUGUGGGCCGGUGUUAGUAAGUGUUUGGAGUUCUACGAUACGGAUAAAGGAUGGUUUCAAUCGCACGCUGAGGCUCGUUUCGUGUUAACGAGAGUAUUGGUGCAAUCGGGCGUCGUCGUGAUACAGCAACCUUCCGAAGACGAUUUGAUGAUCAAUUUGGAUCGAUACGCGAUAGGCGGUGCUGGAAAAUCGGCCAUAGCGGAGUUCUUGUUGAAGCUGCAAGUGUACAAAGCGACGGGGAACUUGGAAAAGGCGACGGAAUUGUACAAUCAUUUUGCGAAGGUCGAAGAACCGUGGUUGAGCUGGAGGGAUAUAAUUUUAAUGAACAAACAACCGAGGAAGAUGUUCGUGCAAGUUAAUACGCAGCAAAUAGACAAUACGGUUUUGGUGAAAACGUACCCUUCGACUAUCGAAGGUUUGAUCAUGUCUUGGGUCGAAAGGUUUUCGAAUCCAUUGCCUAUGCACGAGGCUAUAAUGGAACUUACGCUGGCGAACGAGCGUCAUUUCGAAGAGGAAGAGUAA
Molecule: messenger RNA, 2115 nt
Organism: Phyllotreta striolata
Lineage: Eukaryota; Metazoa; Arthropoda; Insecta; Coleoptera; Chrysomelidae
Source: the annotation of a GenBank genome assembly